This is a messenger RNA of Penicillium verrucosum, 354 nucleotides long. Its product is annotated as class I SAM-dependent methyltransferase. The transcript has a single exon. The record is from RefSeq and is a predicted model, not a curated record. Lineage: Eukaryota; Fungi; Ascomycota; Eurotiomycetes; Eurotiales; Aspergillaceae. The coding region runs from base 1 to 354 and encodes 117 amino acids.
AUGUCCCAAUACGACUCCAUUGGAACACAGUAUGACAUGGUUAAAACCACAUUUUUCAACCGCGUGGAACAAUUUAAUUUCCGGAAACAUGUCGAGCCUUUUCUCCAGAAGCCUCAUACCACUGUGAUCGAUUUCGCCUGUGGCACUGGUUUCUAUUCCCACCUUCUUCUGUCUUGGGGCGCCGCAUCCCUAAUCGGCAUUGAUAUUUCUCAUGCUAUCCUUGCUGGUGCAGUCGCCCGUCUCUCGGCAACUUCCUUUGCCUCUCGUGCCUGCUUCCUCCAAGACGAUGGGUUCCAACCUCAAUGCUACCCAGUUGCUGGCUCCAAAGGCUUCGACGUCGCCACUGGUGUUUGA